UGCAACUCGUCCAAAUCAACAUCGACCUGGCUUUGCUUUUCAAUGAUGAUUGAUAAAAUGGCAUAAACAUAUAUUUAAUACAUGAACCGGAACCUGCGGAGGUGGUUGGAGAGCUGCAAUAGAUGACGUCGGUCCGUAAUCCGCAGCCGCAUUGAUUGUACCUUUACCAUAUCGCCUUCCAGCGUGGACCAACAGCGACAACAGCUACAACAACGCGGCGCCGCCAUUGAAAGAAAAAGCGUGUGUUCUAAACAAAAACGUUUCGAGGCCACCGACAAAUUGAUGCAAGUAUGUCACUGACGACGGCGACUGCAGCAGCAGCAGCAGCACCAGCAGCAGCAGCAGCAGUGGCAAGAGGUGACGUAGGCGCAGGAGGAGCAGGAUCAGCGGCACUUGGCGGCCUUGUCAGGGAGUUGCAGCCGCCGCAGCAUCAUAUAAGGGCAAUCGAUGAAUUGCAAGAUGGUGACACGAGCAGUCUGGAGCCGGGCGAGGUGGUAACCCCGCCCCACCUCAACCACGACGGCGCCAGUAGUCCCGCGCUGAGGAAAGUGCCGACCAAGGAGGCGAAGAGCAAGACAUUGCGCAAGCUGGCACAAAUCGAUACGGACGGCGGCAAGGUGCGUGCUCUCGCGGAGCGGGAUGGCGUCAGGCGCAAGGAGGCGAAGGGGGGCAACACGACGUCGCGGGCACAGGAAAAUGGAACUGCUCGUGCGCCCUCCGAGGAUCCGGAUGACAGCGAAGGUUUGUACUCGGACACGGACUCCUCGGGCGAGGAGCAGCGGAACGUGGAGGAUGUGCAGCAGGCCAGAAAGGAGAAGCAAGCCGAGGCAGCGGCUGCAGCCAUGCCACAGGCUGCCCCGUCUGUCGGCCCACCAUUUCUCGGCCACAAUCCGCUGCGGUUUCACAUGCGACCGCCGUUCUGUGAGUUUCCACGCAUGGGAUUCAUGCCGCGGAUGCCGCGCGGCGGCUUACGCAUGCGCCCGCCCUUCUUCAAUCGGCCGCCCAACCGCAUGGGCGCGCCCAAUAUGGGUGGCGCCCCGCCGCCAGGAUCCUAUGGACCAGCAUUGCCGCCCGCCCAAGGAUCACCCGGCGGCAGCUCGGGACCCAGCAAGCAAUUGAAGUCGGAUUCGGACUGGACGACGACGGAGCCGCCCAUACAGUUCAACUUUAACCUGGUCCCGGACUGCUCCAUAGCCCAGCACAAGGCCUGCCAGGAGAAGGCGGAGUCAACUGCCAUGAAACAAGCGCCACUCAAGUCCAAAGAACCUGCCAGCUCAGAUGCUCUGAGGAAGCAAUCGAAGGGCCGAUCUACGCACAAGCACAAGGAAAAGGCGGCCAAUGAGAAGGAUGGGGAACGUGCCAAGGAGAAGCAAGCAGAAACGCCCAAGCAGAAGACUGGGGAAGCGACCAAGCAGAGCAAUAGGAAAAGUUCAAAGGAUAAGCAAAGGGGAAAAUCCAAGGAUAAGUCUAGAGAUAAAUCCAAGGAAACAUCUAGAGAUGUGUCCAAGGAGCGGCACAGAGAACGAUCCAAGGAUCAACCUAGAGCUAUAUCAAGGGAACAGCACAGAGAAUUAUCGAAAGAAGUGUCCAGAGAUAUGCCCAAGGAACAGUCCAGAGAAAUAUCCAAGGACAGGCACAGCGACAAGUCCACAGACAGGCACAGAGAAUUAUCCAAGGAGACAAAGCCGAUGGAAGCCCCACGAGAAAGAUCCAAAGAUGACAAGAAUAGUGUGAGGCGACCGAAGGAGAGCUCCAAAGAGGAGCACAGAAAUCAUGCAGAGAAGUCGAAAGAUCUCUCAAAUGACAAUCAAAGGCAACAGCCCAGGGAGCACCGCUCGAAGGAAGCAAUGCGCGAACAAUCAGCUGAAAAGCAACGACGACGAGAAGCAUUGAUGGAUGGCAGGCCAAGGCCGCGUUCCAGGGAAAAAUCCACUGCAAAGUGUUCCAAAGAAAGCUCAAAGGAUGACAGGUCCAGGGAGCGUUCGGGGGAGAAGCCAAGCGGAUCCUCGAAGGAAAAGCUGCCCAAGGAAAAGAAGCUGGAGCGCACGAAAACGCGCAGUCGAAGCAGAAAUCGUUCGCCCAAGAGUGCGGAUAGAACGCCACCGUUGACGCCUCCACGCGAACUCCUGCUGCCGCCGCCGCCGACGGCUGCUGCUGCCAGUGAGGCGUUGGACAUGGAUGAGAAGCCAAGAGGCUUGGAUAUAUUCGCCGAAUCACCGCCAAGACAGCACCACACUGCCCCACAGAUAGCACCCGUUCCCAGCGCCGACACAGUCAUCCACCGGAGUACAACGCCGCCACUGACAGCCACCGCCAAGGCAGCUCCGCUGCUGAAGGCCAGCGAGAUUCACAGUCGCAUCGGGGCCCUGCUCGAGGACAAUGAUCUGCACUUGGAGGCACUGCUGGCCACCAAGGAGCAGCUGCUGCGCCGCACCAACGAGCACAAGGAGCGCAAAGAGGCGCCCAGGAGUGCCCCCCAACCAGAGGUGCAGCAGCAGCUGCAGUUUGCCAGCAGCGACUGGGAGACUGCGGAUCCUAACGUGACGCGCCGUGUGAAUCCGUUCAGGAAGCAGGAGUCAGUAUUAAAUGAGCGCAGAUCAACGUCUCGAGCAGGCGGUGGUGCUCUGGGGAAUGGCAGCGCCUGGCAGCACCGCAGCCAAUCGCGGGAAAAGGAGUCGUCCAGCAGUAGCCAUCAGCAGCGACGCAGCGACGAGUACAAAGAAGUCAACAUUAAGAUUGAGCGGAACAUCUCGCCGACGCCGCUGCCCAUGCCAAUGAUUGAUGUCAGCCAGAUCAAGCUGGAGCGCAAUGCGACGCCGCCAUUGGACACAGAGAUGGAGAUGCUGGUGCGGAAUGGUGCUGUGGCAGCCAAUGCGCCGCCACCGCUGGCCCCAGCCAUGGCAACGGAGCAGCAGGAGAGUCCCGACACCGACGACUACAUUGACAACUGGGAGAACGAUGACUCGUUGAGCAGUAUGCCCAAGACUGCCGCCAGCACCACUGCUCCACCAUUGGCUGCUGUUCGUCCGCUGUCCUCCUCCAUGGAGGAGGCAACAAUCAGUGGCGACUCGACCGGGGAUGACACGAAUGACCUGUGGAAUGCCAAGAGCACGCCGCCACCCAAGCCCAAGACGAAGCAGCCAGCAGCCAUUCCAUUGGGCGGUGCCAGCCAGGAGCAUCUGGUCAACAUCUAUGACAAGUUUAUGAAUAGUAUUAAUAUGUGCAGCGAGGGGCAGACGGCCACGGCCACAGCCACAGCCUCCAAAAAUAGUUCCUUAAGCAAUUCCACUGCCGAGACUGAGACUUCCUCCGGUUCCGAGUCGUCGACCAGCAGCAGUAGCUCCGACGAUGAUGAUGAUGAUGAUGAAGAGUCCAGUACAGCGGAUGACGAUCAAGAUGACGACGAAGACGAUGAUGAUGCUAAUGCUGAGCAACAGGAGGCGGAAGCGGAAGCGGAAGAAGGUAACCUUUCGGUAGAGGCAGCCCUAAUCUCUGUGGGAUCCGAAACCUCUCUGGAGGAUCCCCCUGAGAAGGAGCAGCAGCAGCACCAACAGCAACUGCAGCUGCAGCAGAAGAAGAACAACGUGAGCAAAGAUCUGCGCAAGCUGAAGAGCCUCGAGGACAAUCUGGCCAGGAUACAGAUGAUGCGCGAGAACUACGAUUCGGGCGAUGAGAUCUCCGAGGAGCUGCUGAAGAUGGAGUCGCUGUUCCUCAUGCAGCGCAAUGCCAUCAUGGACAAGUAUCGCAAGCAGGAACUCAAGUCCCAGCAGGACGGGCAGGAGACGCAAGAGGCGCGCUCCCCCACGCCCGUGAACAACAUCUUCGAUGACAAUCGGGAGGCCAUCAAGCUGACCCUCUCGCCACUGAAGCUCACCCGCAAGCCGGCCAUCUUUGACAACGACGACACGGAGCAUCCGCAGCCAUCGCAGCAGCAGCAGCAGCAGCAAGCCGUCAAGGUGAAGCUGGAGGUGGGGCAACGCCAGCCGCAGCAGCAGCAGCCACAAAUCAGCAAUGUGAGGCGCCCCAAGGAGAUAGCCAUUGUCAAGCCCACCAUUGUGGAGACGCGCAACAGGCCAAGGAUUCCACGGAGCACAACGCCAGGCGGAGGCAGGCGACCGGGCAGAGAUAGAACUCGCUCCAGAUCGCCGUCCAGGAACCGAGAGCGAGCCUUUCGGCGCGGCAGUGUGCGCUCCAACAGGGGAAAGGACUCCUCCCGUUCGCCCAGCCCACGGCCGCGCUGGCGUCCCCCUUCGCCCCGGCGGGCGGGUAUUCGCCUGGCGAAAAAGACGGCCCUCAAGCGGAGCCACAGCAAGAGCGUGAGCCGUAGUCGGACGCGUAGCAGGAGUCCAAAGCGCAGCAGAAACCGCUUCCAGAAGGUGUCGGGCAACCGACGACGCGUCUCCGUGUCGCCAGGUCCAGUGAAGCCACCCCGGCCCCGCUCACCGCCCGCCCAUCGAAGGCGCUCCUACAGCCGAGAGAGGGGGGAGCGGGAGCGCGAACGCGAACGCUUGUCGCCACGAUCGCCGCUGCCGUUUAGGCCGCCAUCGCCGCCCAUGCGACGCAGUUGGUCCUCCUCGCACUCGCAUUCCCGCUCACCCACCAGAAGAAGAUCCCACUCCCGCACGCGCUCCUCCACCAGAUCGCGUUCCCGCUCGCCCUUCGACGGACGCAGGGAGGACCGGGACUUUGCCGACUACUUUGGGGAGGAUCAGAGCCUGGAGGCGGCCGCCUACUACUACAACAUGUCGCUGCUGCACGGAGAGGCGACGGGCGAGGACUACGACACCUAUGCGGCCUACAUAGACUCCGCCUACCACAUGGAGCAGGCCUACGCGCAGCUCAGCGAAGCGAUGGACAUGCCCGCCGGCGUCUACGGGGGGGAGUAUGGUGCCCUCAUGGAGACAUCUCCGGUGCUGCGUGAACUGCCCAAGGCGGGUGCUGCAGCUGCUGCUCCUUCUGUUUCUGAGCUGCUGGAAACGAAGGUGCCGCCCAAGCCUGAGGCUGAGCUGCCCAAAGAUGCUGCUGCAGCUGCAGCUGCUGCGCCUGUGGCGGCGGUGUCUGUGGCUGUUCGCAAGGGCAAUGUACUGGAAAUUGUGCCCACGGCCAACGACAAGGAUGGCGAAGAGAAAGACAGGAAACCCAAGAAGCGUGUGAGCUUCGUGGACAGUGUCAAGCCGAGCAACGAGAGCGACGGCGAGGAUCGCGUGAUUGUCAGCCGAGCCGUGGAGCGGGCCAUGCAGGAGUACCAGGAGCGACGCGCCAAGGCAGCCGCCAGGCUGCAGCGACUGCGCGAUGAGCUGCUGGCCGCACCACCGCCACCGCCGCCCGUGACGCCGAAGCCACCGGACCAGGAGAAGGCGGUGCUCGUGCAGAAGAAGUCCAAGAUGCGCUACUUCCACCUGGAUCCGCACAAGCGUGAGAUUGUGGUGUCGCACUCGCGGCUCAUGCGUCCGCCCGUGCCCCGCUUCGAUCGCAAGCACUUUGAAAUGCUGGUGAAGACGGGCCGCCUGCCGCCGCUGCCACACGGCUUCCUGCGCCAUCGGCCGCCACUGCUGCCCCCGAAUGCAGAUCCCGCCACCAAGGCGGCCAUGCUCAAGGAGUACUUCAGCAAACAUCCGCCGCCGCCGGCACAGCGCAUGCAGCUGCGGAUGCCCAUGCGCCUGCCCCUGCCCUUGCCCCUGCCCCUGCCCAUGGGUAUGCCGAUGCCGAUGCGGAUGCCAGCGCGAAUGCCCAUGCGAAUGCCGAUGCGCAUGCCGCUGGUCAUGCACGAGGGAAUGAUGCCCAUUCCCAUGCACAAUGGCGUGCCAUACUUCCUGAGUGGACCGCCGCCCUCCUCACCGCCCGUGUCGAUGCCCAUACCGGUGCUGGGUGCCCAUCCGUAUCACAGCUAUCCACAGCCCGCUCCGAUGAUGCCAGCGCCAAGUGCCGGACUCCUGCCAAUUCCUCUGGCUGUGGCUGUGCCUGAUGCCAGCUCCUCGACACCGUCGCCGGUGCCCUUCUUUACGCCACCGCCACUGCCCACGUUCACGGUACAGCCGGUGCCCACCAUUCGGGAGAUUAUGCCGGUCGAUAUACUGCAAAAGAUUGGACCGCUGCCAAAGACACUCGAUCUGGAUGGCGGUUCCACGCCCAGGGCGGACGAACUGAAGCUCGAUGUCGCAGAGGAGCCCUUGGGCGAGGUGCAGCUUCUGCUGGAGAGCCAAUAACAGUCCGAGUCUCCUCCUCCCAGCUCGAUCUUCAGUCUUCAUUAAUUAGCAAAUAAUUUUAGAUAAUUUUCUCUACCCCCCCAUCCCACACCCACUCUUUUUCUGUAACCCAAAACCUACCAAAAGGUUUUUUAAUUCUUUUUUUUUCACACAACAUUUUUUUUUUAUAAUUUGUUUUCAAAUUAAUUUUAACGGACUAAUCAUGUGAACAAAACGCAUUUAUAUAUAGGAUUCUUAACAGAUUUAUUAGUGGCUAAGAUAACGCCUGAUUCGACAUUUCACAUUUGUCUACGGAUUUCUAAAAGAAAACAAAACAAAAAAUUGUAAAUAUAUUCAUUAUACAUACAUACAUACAUACAUACAUAUAUAUAUAUAUAUAUAUAUCGGAUGAAUCCACAGAAUUAAUUCACGUGUAGGUACUAUGCAAAUUGAUGGAUGGAUUGAGAUUGAGUGCCCAGAGUUCAGUUUCCAGGGGCAUCUCUCAAGCAUAAACAAUCAUUCGAUUCGACAAAUUGUGGCAAUACAUUUCUUUUGAUACUAAGCAUUAGACCUAAGCGGAACACUAGAAAGAGUAGAGUAUAUUUCUCGUCUUCUGAAAGCUUAAAUUAUUAUAUAUAUAUUUUAUAUGCGAUUCAA
This is a messenger RNA of Drosophila obscura, 6842 nucleotides long. RefSeq names its product serine/arginine repetitive matrix protein 2 (gene l(3)psg2). The record is from RefSeq and is a predicted model, not a curated record. NCBI's taxonomy places the organism in Eukaryota, Metazoa, Arthropoda, Insecta, Diptera, Drosophilidae. Bases 291 to 6206 code for a protein of 1971 amino acids. The transcript is spliced from 3 exons.